AUGUACGAAGGGAUUGACAAGCUGAAAUCCCUUUACGACCGUGCCGGGAAGCCUUUCUCCCGCGGUCCUUCUGCGGCACAGGAUGUGCCGCGUCGUACUGCUCAACCAGACCCGGUACGUCAACCAUCAGUUGGGAGCGGGGCUCCCAAGUAUCCCAGGACGGGGAAAAACCGCACCAACGGACGAGGUAACUCGUCCGACGUCCGUUAA
Peronospora matthiolae is the source of this 210-nucleotide messenger RNA. The record is from the annotation of a GenBank genome assembly. NCBI's taxonomy places the organism in Eukaryota, Oomycota, Peronosporomycetes, Peronosporales, Peronosporaceae.